This is a messenger RNA of Drosophila pseudoobscura, 5106 nucleotides long. Its product is annotated as mucin-5AC. The record is from RefSeq and is a predicted model, not a curated record. The coding region runs from base 599 to 4576 and encodes 1325 amino acids. Lineage: Eukaryota; Metazoa; Arthropoda; Insecta; Diptera; Drosophilidae. The transcript has 5 exons.
CACACAUUUCGAGAACAAUUGUGAAACUGUGAAACUUUAAAAAUUAAAAUAAAUAUCUCAGUCAAGGAGAACGAUCGACUUGGAAGGGUAUCAAAAGCUGCGGCCCCGAGGCUGCUCUUCCUUCUGUCUUGUUUUUUCGCUGCUGAUAAGAUUAAAGAGGAGAGGCAGUAGCAGUAGCAACAGCAGCGGCAGCAGCAGCGGCAGCGGCAUUCAAGCACGCAGAGAGGGAGGUGAAAGAACAAGAGAGUGGAGUGGCUAGUUGUUUUGCCAACGUUGGCCGCCUCGCAAAAGUUGCUCCGCUUACACUCCCUCUUCGUACAGAAAGAGUGUGCUCCAAGGGGAGAGAAAGAGAACGAGAACGAGAGUAGAAAGCACCGCUAAUCGCAAUUUCACAGCGCACAAAUCGCACGCCAUUUUCUAGUAUGCUCUAGGAAUAUAUUACGAAACCUUCCCCCCACCACCCAUCCAACGUACAAAAGAAAGCGAAAGGAAAGCAAUCGACAAACGAAAGGAAAAGAGAAAGAACCACAGUGGAAAAAGGAUCGCAGUCCCACAAAGAGGCAACGGAAAGGGAUCUACGCCACGCCCCUGCACAAGAAUGAGCAACAUGAAGGGCGGUUUCUCCACACUCAAUCGCUGGUUUGGCCGCAAAAAGGACAAAUCGGGCAGCAACAACAGCGCAUCGAUUGGAAACCUGUCCAAGUCCAGCACACAGCUGCACCAUCUGUCCAAGGAGAUGGAGAUCAAUGAGGCUAGUCAGCUGGAGUACAAUCGAAUCACCCCCAUACCGGCGGUCACCAGCAAUGCGCCCUUCGAGCAGACCUUCCGCAUCACUGUGCUGCUCCCCAAGGACCAGCUGUAUGUGGUCCGGCUGGGGGCACGAGUUCCGCUGCGCAAGCUCCUCGAGCUGGUGUGCGACAACAAGCAGCUGGAUCUGAACAAGUACGAGUUCCGGAGUCCAGUGGAUGCUAGUCAGGUGUACAGCUGCGAGUCGACCAUCGGGGCUGUGGGCCUCUCAGAGAUACGACUGUGCCACAAGUCCGACUCCUAUGACAGCUACAACGGCGAUUCCAUUGCCAAGUUCCAGCGCACGGGCACCGCCCGGGACUCGCUGAGCAGCAGCUCGGACUUCAGCAGCAGCCGCCACUCGAAGGUCACCGCCAAGACGCCCAGUCCAUACAGUUCCACCAAUUCCCUCAACUCCAUGGACUCCACCGGCAUGAACUACACGCGCACGCCCGUCUUUGUGCCCGCCCCGCCAGCCAAAGUCAUGGCGCCGCCGCCGCGCAAGAAGCGUGUGGCCCCACGCCCGCCCAGCCAGCACUGCAUCCCGGAGCAGUCUGUGCCGGAGUCGGAGCCGGCAAGAGCCCCAAAGAGCACGGCAGAGCCCGCGUACGCGGUGAUCGUGAAGCGUCCACAGCUGUGCAUGUCCACGCCGAAUCUGUCCAGCCAGCCCCCGGAGCUGCUGGACUGCAAUGGGAACAGCGCCAAGGCAUCCCCGGCGGAUGGAGCGGACGCCGUGGACGCCGACGGCCACUACGCCACGCUCGACCUGAAGCGAGCCUCGGGUCCGACACGGGGCUCGGUGACGAGCACACUUUCGGGCCUAGGACAGGGCCAGGGACCGGAGCCGACGCCCCGCAAACGGCUGUUGCAGAUCAAGAAGAAAGCGGCACCGGCCCCGCCCCCUGGCUUCGCGGGUGCACUGGCUGCAAACGGCAAUGGAAACGCUUCGGGAGCGGAUACAAUAUCGCUGGCCUCCACCACGAACUCGCUGUCGGAGACGCUGACGCCCACCACACCGCAGCCAGCACCGCGGAUCAGCACUCCGUUGCCCUAUGCCGCACCCACACCCACACCCAUUUCUCCUCCCACACCAACUCCCGCUCUACCGAGUAGCUCCCCACCAACUAUUGGAGCCGCUGCUCCCACAAAUGCAUCCCAGAACGUGUCCAAGGUGCUGCUAAACCGGACGCCCACACCGGAGCCCCGCUCCCUGGGCAGUGCCACAGAGGAGGACGACAACGAUGCGGGCUCCAAGCAGGCAGACUCGGGCAUCGGAGAGCCCGCACCCUCACCCUCUCCUGAGCCCGAGGCCGAGGAGCCCGAAAAGUCCAACAUAGAGUCCAGCUCGGAGGACGACGAGGCCAUCAAGGUGUACAACUUCAAGCUCUGCCAGACAUCCGUCAAGGGAGAGCAGCCACUGGCCAACAGUUUGGCGGAGCUGGCGGUUCUGACAGCCGCCGCCCAAGAGGACGAGGAGGAGGAGCAGCAAGAGACCUCCACUCUGGCCACACCGACUAGCGCCAGCGAACAGACAUCGCUCUCCUCGUGGAACUACUCGGUGCCCAUUUCCCCGCCGCCAGAUUUCUCCGAUCCGCAUGCCCGCGGAGUGACCAAAAGCGUAGCCACAAGCCCCAACCCCAGUCCCGGCUCGCCGCUGGACGAAAUCGUUGACGAGCUGUCGACCAUCAUUCAGCAGCAACGCCUGGACACGCUCAUCCGCAAGCAGCCCGAACAGGCGGAGAUCGAGGCAGCAAAGCCGAACCGUCUGGCCAACUUCAGCAUUGCCACGGCCAAGUCCACAACGAUCACGUCCAGCACGACUUCCACGAAGGUCAGUCGCUCUGACUCCUUCCAGGCGGCAGCAGCCCAGGAGAGGGCAUCCAGAUCCCUGAGCCAGCGCAGCUCCUCCCACAUAUCUCUCAAUAAAAUCGAUCAGAAUGGACUGGGAAACGCGGCCGGUCCAAGACGCUCCUCCAGUGAACUGAGCAUCGGAGAGACACCCUCGCUGCAGAGCUUCGAGGUGAUCAAGACCAUCCUGAACUCCCGCAAGAAUAGCCUGACCGAGAGCAGCGGCGGUGGCAGUGCAUCAGCGUCCGCAGCCACAUCCCCCUCCAAAGUGGUGGAGCAGGUGGCCCUGCUGUUAGAUCAACCAAAGAGCAGCCCCACAGCAGUCGCCAGGCUGGAGCGCCAGCCCUCGGCAUCUGGACAGGCCAAAGAACAAGGAUCUGCCAGAGGAACAACGGCAGCAGCUGGAGCAAAGACACCAGAGCCAUCCCCUACUCCAGUCAAGGCUCUCAAGGAACAGUCUCCCCCUCCAGCUAAGGCCGUGAAAGAGCAGCAACAGGUGGUUCCCCCUGCAGCCAAGACAGUCCAGGAAGCAGUUGCUUCUCCUGCCAAAGCCGUGAAUGAACAGAGUUCUUCUGCAGUCUGGGAACAGCCGUCUCCAGCUUCGUUGAGAGCCAGCCCAGCCAAGGAACAGUCACCACCAGUCACCGUGGCAUCUCCGACUGAACCAAUCAAGGAGCGGACAUCACCCAUACCCACUCCAAGUGCCUCUCCAGUCAGCCCUGUCGCCCUGCGACCAGCACCAGCACCAGAACCAGAACAGACAGUCAUAUCCCCUGUAAAGACGGCAGCCCCACCAGCUGCGAAACCCCUACCGCCCCAAUAUCGCUACUCCGGGCCCCCGAACAUUAAUUUUGGGGCAUGGAGCGAACGACCCAAGUCGCAGGUGGCCAUCAAGAACGAGGGCGACUACAUAUUCGGGGGAGCCGGCGCCACCCCCGCUCCGUCUCCAGUCAAACUGACCAUCGAGGUGGCCUCGCCCAUACUUAGGAUGGGGAUACCGCAGCGCAAGGAGUACCAUGUACCCAUAACAGUCAAGCCUCUGCGGGAUGUCACAUCCGCAUCCCAAACAGUACCGGCAACAGCACCCACACCAGCACCAACACCAAAACCAACCCCCGUCCCGGCUCCAGUCGCAGCUCCCGCAUCCUCAUCUCAGCCGCAAGCAAUGGCCGCCUCUGCAGACACCACCACGUCCCCAGGCCAAGUCCAAUCCUCGACAUUGCCCAGACCCGCAAAGAGCCAUCGUUUCACCCUGCCCGCGGGUGGUGGUGGUGACGCCUACACUCAGGCGACCAUCAACUCACUGCCACGGCCGGUUUCCACCCUGGAGAGAAGCAAGGCCCCAGUCGAUCCCUCUCCAGCGCCAUUCGGACAGAACACCCUGCGGCGGACGGGUUUCAAGGAGCGCAUGCUGGCCAGGGAGCAGCAGGAGCAGGAGCAGGCCCUGAGUGCUCGUGUCUCGGUCAAUGGCAGGUCUUCAAGUCCAGCUACAGCCUCAAUUGCAGCUCCCAUCCCAGCAUCAGCUUCAGCUCCUGCUCCAGCUUCAGUUCCAGUUCGAGCUACCACUGCAGUCGAAGUGCCGGCAAAAGUUGCUGUUGCAGCUCAAACUGUCACCGCAGCGCCAGUCCCAGCACCGAAGCCAGCUCCGCCGUCCAAGUCCAACCAAGUGACCAGCAUGGUGGAGCUGAAGCUCCAAAAGCCUGAGGCACAGCCGCAGACAGCCAAGUUCCAGGUGAAGCUGCGAUCCACAAGCGGGCCAGCGGCUGCAACGAGGACAGCGACGCCGCCGCCACCGCCUCCACCGCAAAUGGGAGUAUCGCUGAAGCCCCUGAAGGCAGGUCCAGCGACAGGAGCGGGACGCAGUCAAGCCUCUGAGGACCCGCGCUCCCAGCUGCUAGACGCGAUACGAAACUUCAAGCGAGACGAGCUCAACCGAUCCUGAGCGGGCGGACUCACAAAAGAGGAAGAGCACAAAUUGUAUUGUUUUUUAUCGAUUAGCAUUAGCAUUAGCCUCAAAAUUUACUGUUUAUUUCUUUAAUUUUUCCAAUGUAAAUAAUCCGAAAGCUCGAAUCGGAUCGGAUCCGAUCGGAUCGAAAUGCGAAAACGAAUACGGAUGUUGUAUAUCUGAAGAAGAAGCUGAAGUAGAGAAUGUGUUUUUUUUUAAACCGUAUUUUUUUGUGUACCGAAGCACAUUAAUUUUUUUUUAACUAAUCUUAGUUUUUGUUAUGAACUAUGUAGUUUUUUUUUUAAACACUUUGUUUUAGUCAUUAGGUCACAAAAACCCAAAAAAAAAAACAGUCGAUGAAACUGAACAAGUAAAAGAGCGAGCGGGAACGAAACGAAAGCGAAGGAAAAGUAUAUAAAUAUGUUAUUAUGCCUAAAUAUAUAUUAUUUUGUAUGUCAUAGUGAAUUAUAGUAACCAAUUUUCUAACCAAUGGGACUGGUCUGUCUACUUAGUCGUGUCGAAACAAA